UGUAUGCCGAGGUAAUCUAAUUCGUUGCGCUACCAUCACAAAACAUUACGUACAUUUGUGUUGGUCGAAAAUAUCUAGUCAUGAGUAAUUCAGAUUUCGGUAUUAUUGCUUUGGAGAUCUAUUUUCCAAAAUUUUAUGUCUCUCAACAUGAUCUUGAAGUAGAGGACAAAUGUGUGGGAAAGUAUACUCAAGGAUUAGGACAAACAUCUCUUGGAUUUUGUUCAAUACAGGAAGAUAUAAAUUCAAUGUGUCUAACUGUUGUGAGCAACCUUAUCAGGCGUACAAAUCUUGACCUGAAAACAAUUGGUUUUCUUGAGGUUGGAACAGAAACGAUUAUAGAUAAAUCAAAGUCUACAAAAACCGUACUAAUGCAAUUAUUCGAAACAGCUGGUAAUUUUGACGUUGAAGGAACGGAUACAAAGAACGCGUGUUUCGGUGGUACCUCUGCUUUGUUCGGUGCGCUUAACUGGCUUGAAUCUAGUUACUGCAAUGGCCGUAUGGCGUUGGUUGUUGCAGCUGAUAUAGCAGUUUAUGGGGAUAAAUCAGCUCGUCCUACCGGUGGUGCGGGGGCUGUAGCAAUUUUACUCGGACCGAAUGCUCCUUUGGUGAUUGACUUUGGUCUACGAGCUGUUUAUAUGAAACAUUGUUAUGAUUUCUACAAGCCAAAUUUAAGCUCUGAAUAUCCUAUCGUUGAUGGUCACUUUAGUAUGCAGUGUUAUCGAGAGGCAUUAGAAAUGUGUUAUAAAUUAUAUCGACACAAAUCAGCUUCUAAAGGUCUCAAUAGUAUAAUAACAACACCUUGGCGAGAUACUUUACCGAAGGUAAACAAUGCAAUAGACUAUAUGUGUUUGCAUGCACCAUUUACUCGUCUUGUACAAAAAGCGAUCGGUUGGUUAGCAAUGAUUGAUAUGCGUACAGAAGGCAUUAUUGCAGAUACAUCAAACGAUUCUGAUGUAUUCUUAUCAUCUUCAAAAGCUGGUCAAUUAUGUCAUAAUAAUCAUCAAAUGACGUCGAAAUCAGAGUAUUUUGAUCAGAUAGACCCAUCUAUUUUUAAUGCUUUAAAAGAUUACCGUUUACUUGAUGAUAAACAUAUUCCAGAUCGCCAGUUGGAUACAAUUUGUUUGAAAGCUACUGAAUCGUUGUACAGGCGUAAAGUAGAUCCUGGACUAAUGUUCGCUAAAAAUAUUGGAAACAUGUAUACUGCUUCUCUAUAUGCAUGUCUUGUUAGUCUUCUUCUUAAUACUUCAAAAGCUGAACUAUUAGGACGUCGUAUACUAAUGUAUUCUUAUGGUUCUGGAAUGGCAUCAGCUAUGUACAGUAUUCUUAUCCAUCCAGAUCGUGAUUUAUCCACGGUUUUGAAUUGUUCACUAGAAUCGUCCAAUGGUUUGUCUCAUAUUCACAAACGUCUAUUUGAUGAGCGAACUCAAGUGACUGUUUCGCAAUUUGAACUAAUGCUUAAAGAACGAGAACUUUCACAUAAUUCAGCUCCAUUUGAACCAACAUUUCGACCUGAAGGACUGUUUCCUGGUUCAUAUUAUUUGAAGAAUGUAGAUGAUCGUUAUCGUAGAUUUUAUGAGAAAUUAUCAGAAGAUUAAAUGGAUUUCACCAUAAUCUUGGUACUCUCUGUCUAUCAAGAUUUAUUUUAAAGAAAAAAAACAAACAAAAAAAGUAGGCCUUAAUGAAACAGUGAUUAUUUCAAUCGAACUCUUAUCAUAUGUAUGUUCAAUUAAAAUGAAAUGUAAUUAGCGCAAUUCUUUAUGAGUUAUUGUUUUGUCGGAACAUCAUUCAUUACUUGUUAAUGAUAUCUUUUUCUUAUUGUUUUGUUUUAAAAGAAUGAAAAUUAAAGAAAUGGGUAAUAAUUCACCAGUUUCUCUCUUCUUUUUUUCUCACAUACUUACAGUGUGUUCUUCGCUUUUCUUCUCAAUUUCGUCUUUUUACUUAAAUAGUCAAAGAGAUUUAGUGUAUUUGUGUUGUUUUCAUGGAUUUUGGUUCGUUUUUUCUGUGUGCAUGUGUUGUAAUGCAUGAAAUGAUGAAAAAGACUGUGUAUAUAUGCCUUAUUUGUAUGUCUUAGUAUUACGAACAAAUCUUUAUUCUCAUUCCAUUUUAGUAUGAAAACCUUUGUUUAUGCAAUAUUUGUAUGGCUUUAAUGAUUUAAUGUUAUUAUCCUUCUGUUAUAAAAUUAAUUAUCUAUCUCUAUGCAUUUAUUUCUUACUGUACACUGAUUAACGUGACAGUGUAUAAAUGACUGUCGAUUAAAAUCUAGUUUAG
Schistosoma bovis is the source of this 2268-nucleotide messenger RNA. The record is from the annotation of a GenBank genome assembly. NCBI's taxonomy places the organism in Eukaryota, Metazoa, Platyhelminthes, Trematoda, Strigeidida, Schistosomatidae.